AAAUAGAAAAACUCUCUCAUUCUCCUCGUAUUUCGCGUUGGCGUUAAGCUUCUUCAUUUCCAUUUCCCGCUUUGCUGAACAGAGGGUUGAAGAACUGAGAAGGAGUGAGUAAGUAGUAGUGGAAGAAGAUGGGGUUGACGUUCACAAAGCUGUUUAGCCGGCUUUUCGCCAAGAAAGAAAUGAGAAUUCUGAUGGUAGGUCUUGAUGCCGCUGGUAAGACUACCAUUCUUUACAAACUCAAGCUUGGAGAGAUUGUCACCACUAUUCCUACCAUCGGGUUUAAUGUGGAGACUGUAGAAUACAAGAACAUCAGUUUCACUGUGUGGGAUGUUGGAGGUCAGGACAAGAUUCGUCCCUUGUGGAGGCACUACUUCCAAAACACCCAGGGUCUCAUUUUUGUGGUGGAUAGCAACGACCGAGACCGUGUUGUGGAGGCCCGAGAUGAGUUGCACAGGAUGUUGAAUGAGGAUGAGCUGCGAGAUGCAGUGUUGCUUGUAUUUGCUAACAAACAGGAUCUUCCUAAUGCAAUGAACGCUGCUGAGAUCACUGACAAGCUUGGGCUUCAUUCCCUUCGCCAGCGUCAUUGGUACAUUCAGAGCACCUGUGCAACCUCUGGUGAAGGUCUUUACGAGGGCUUGGAUUGGCUCUCCAAUAACAUUGCUAACAAGGCAUAAAGCGAAUGAGAGACAUUUUGUGGAUUGGCAAUGUCUGGAUGCAGGGUGAAUAUUAUCUAGUGUUUUUAUUUUUGAGAGAACCGGAUUGUGCUUACUUGGCUUUACCUUGGGGUAGAGUUUUUAUGGUUAUAUAUUGUAAUAGAAUGUUGGCUGGAUAUACUUUUUUGAGCAUUUGAAUGGCCAUGGUUUUAGUCGUAA
This is a messenger RNA of Mercurialis annua (annual mercury), 872 nucleotides long. Its product is annotated as ADP-ribosylation factor 2. The record is from RefSeq and is a predicted model, not a curated record. Gene Ontology annotation, molecular function: GTP binding; GTPase activity. Gene Ontology annotation, biological process: vesicle-mediated transport; intracellular protein transport. The transcript is spliced from 7 exons. Gene Ontology annotation, cellular component: cytoplasm. Lineage: Eukaryota; Viridiplantae; Streptophyta; Magnoliopsida; Malpighiales; Euphorbiaceae. The coding region runs from base 129 to 674 and encodes 181 amino acids.